Molecule: messenger RNA, 330 nt
Organism: Auanema sp. JU1783
Lineage: Eukaryota; Metazoa; Nematoda; Chromadorea; Rhabditida; Rhabditidae
Source: the annotation of a GenBank genome assembly
AUGGUUAGAAGGCCCCUAUCUUUAUGUCACUCGUUUUCCCUCGACUUGAGGCUUGUCUCUUCAGCAAGUGAAGCAACCCUAAAGGUUAUCGUCAGACUACCAACAGCUAAUUGCAACAUCCAUUUGUUUCCACCACCGGCCAAUAUUGGUUCAAAGACUUUGCUGAAUAUGGAACGCUCCAACUCGAUCCCUACUUGGAACUCUUGCUGCGUCAACGCUCGCGGAACAGCAAGAACAUUUCCAUUUCCAUCAGCUUCACGAACUUCUACCAUGUUUACUAGUUCCGAGGAUCGUUUCAAUGAGGAAAGCAUUUCUUUGGAACUACAAUAG